CUGGGCUUGACAGUUCGCUGUUGCGGUAACGACACACACUCAGCAAUCGGGAGAUAAAGGGGCCGGUUAGCUAGACUUUUAGUCAUAUCUCCUGUUUAUUCGCUGUAGGCUUCAGUUGUAGAACGAGUUAACUGACUGUCUCACAAGACAAGAUAUCCAUAAAACAGAGCCACGUAUUUUUGUGUUAUUCCUGACUUGGCUAACCAGCUGGCUAAUGUUAGCUGUUUCCUGGUUGGAGUUGCAGCCAUUUUGGAUUUUUACAGAGAAACAAUUAGCCGGCCGUGGUUUUGGGACCAGUGUAAGCUAGCCACCGUUCCCGUUUUCACAACUUAACAGCGCUGCUUAUCUACGGAAGGGAAAAGGAGACGUUUCACGAGAGGGGACACACUGUAGAACGAGUCAAAAAUGAAUCCCGAAUAUGACUAUUUAUUCAAGCUGCUCCUGAUUGGUGACUCUGGUGUUGGAAAGUCUUGCCUUCUGCUUCGAUUUGCAGAUGACACAUACACAGAAAGUUACAUUAGCACUAUUGGUGUGGACUUCAAAAUACGAACCAUAGAACUAGAUGGAAAGACCAUUAAACUUCAGAUUUGGGACACGGCGGGUCAAGAGAGGUUUCGAACAAUCACGUCCAGCUACUACAGGGGUGCUCAUGGUAUCAUUGUAGUGUAUGAUGUCACAGAUCAGGAGUCCUUCAACAACGUCAAACAGUGGCUACAGGAGAUUGAUCGCUAUGCUAGUGAAAAUGUCAACAAGCUACUGGUUGGGAACAAGUGUGACCUGACGACAAAGAAGGUGGUGGAUUACACAACAGCAAAGGAGUUUGCAGACUCUCUUGGCAUCCCCUUUUUGGAAACCAGUGCCAAGAACGCCACCAAUGUGGAGCAGGCUUUCAUGACCAUGGCUGCUGAAAUCAAGAAGAGGAUGGGCCCUGGGGCCACAGCUGGAGGAGGAGAGAAGCCCAAUGUGAAGCUGACCCCUGGCACUACUGUCAAGCCUUCAUCAGGAGGGUGCUGCUGAGAGAGAAACCACUUCCACUUUGACACCCCACCCUCUUAACUCUGCAGGCCUGUCAGUCUGGCCGUCAUCCCCUCGAAACUCCACUGUGUCCCUGCAAAGCCCCACCACAACCAGACAGGACAGGGAAGACAUGCUUCACAACAUGUCUAUGUGAGAACAAGAUGAAGUUGCCUGUAUUUGUACUGUACAUAAUAUAGCCGCACUACCAAAAGCAAAUAAAGCAUCCUUCUUGUCAUACUGUCCUAUUAUUGAUGACAAAUUGUAAGGAUAGGUUGUCAUUCAACCUGGCCCUGACUCCCCAUCAUCCCUUAUCUCAGACCUUUCAGAGACUCCCUCUGAAUGCAGGUUCAUGAGGAGUGUGUGUGUGUGUAUGUGUGAGUGAAUGAGAGAGAGAGUGAUAGAAUGUGUCUUUCUGUUUCUCUGCAUCCCUACAGUGGGGUUGGUAAAAGAAUCAGUUUCACUAAGGUUUCUGUUUAUAUGGACCUUUUCAGUUUCUCUUUUCCUUUAGUGAUUAUUUUGCUGUUUGUAUCAGCAUUUGUAUGUCUGUCCCCAUUUGAAGGUGUUUUUUAUUUCCCUUGCCAGUCUCUGCACAGCAGUGUCUAACAGUCCAGCAUCUAAAAUCUAGUGCAACAGUAUGUACAUAAACAUUAUGUAUAUAUUAUGUUAAAUCUGAUUUGCCAGUUCUGUAGUGUUCAAUAUGUUCUUAGGAUAUUGUCUUGACUCUUUAUCUCUGCAUUAAAUUUGUGGCUGAAGACGACUUCAAGUUUGUUGCUCAACAUGUAACACUUCAACUGAAAAUAAAUAUUGUACUACCAGACUGUAUGAAAUGGGAGGAUCUGUCUACGAUUUUUGGUGAGAUGUGUAGAAAACCUGUUGGAAUUAUUUAUUCUUCAUUCAUUUGGCAUAUCUACUGCCAGUUACAUAGGGUCUGUUUGCAAAUUGCUGUGUAAUCUCAGUACAGAAUUACAUAUAUAAAACACAAUGUUCUCUUCUUUUCAUAAUAAAGGCAACUGAAUUCAGUUUGAAA
Chelmon rostratus (copperband butterflyfish) is the source of this 2044-nucleotide messenger RNA. Its product is annotated as ras-related protein ORAB-1-like. The transcript has 6 exons. NCBI's taxonomy places the organism in Eukaryota, Metazoa, Chordata, Actinopteri, Chaetodontiformes, Chaetodontidae. Bases 406 to 1017 code for a protein of 203 amino acids. Gene Ontology annotation, molecular function: GTP binding; GTPase activity. The record is from RefSeq and is a predicted model, not a curated record.